AUGUUAAUAAAAUGGCCAUUCAGUGGGUGUGUUUUGUUGAUUCGAGCAUUAGCAAUACUUGCGACCGCAGCAAGUGUGGCACUUUCCAUUACCAUACUGAGCAAAAGCUCUCAUCAGAAAUGUUUUAACAAGCCGGCUCUCAUCGUUUUGACAUGCGGAUUGUCGCUCCUCGCAGUUGUACAGUCCAGUUGUAUCAAGAGAAAGACUGGCUUGAGUUGGGUAUUGAUAUUUUCCCAGCUGUUGUGUCUAGGUUCUGCUAUUGCAUAUGUGAAGUUUUUACUUGAGGGACUGCCGAGGUCUUCACUGACACCGACGGAAAUGCAUCUCACCAUCACCCACAUUAGUGUGCUUCUGGCUGCAAUGCUGGUCAGCAAUCCAGUGUACAACUUUAACUCCAAAACGUCUGAAAAGAAGAAUAUUUCAGAUCUAGAACACGGCAAUGCGGAACCAAAGGAAGCUGCACAGGAUUUACUCGAGCAGAGAACAGUAGCCAUGAAAAAUUCGGCGCAAACACUAACUCCAGAUCAAGACUACGCAGCAGUCGCAAACAACCAACAGAACUGGAUGAACAAAUACCCCUCAACGUAUUCCAGCUCUGAGACUAACUCUACGCAUUCCGUUUUCAAACACAAUCUGGAAUUUCAGGGCCCACAUGUACAGCUACAUCCACAAGAUGCUCUUCUUCCAACGACGUCGAAUACAGAUGGUCUCCCCAAGACCUCGAACAAAUCUAAGAUGGGAGUAUUUGCGCGCUUGAGGUCCAAAAGCAAAUCUGCUGAACGUUCACCCGUAACGGGGCCCGCUAAGGACCUCCAGGCCCGCUACGUAACAAGGCUUUCCACCAUUCAAGACACAUCAAAGAGUUUGAUAAACGUUGCACACAAUUCACACAAUCUUGAAGCCAGCUCCAAGAGUAUUCGCUCCAGCUUUGUAUUCAAUGACAAUCAGAAGCAGUGCCGUCUCGACGACACUGAACUUUCCAUGGAGAGGCACGCAAUCCACAGAAUAAACAGUGCUCUUUUGCCACCCUUCUUACAAGGGUACGAGAAUAAAACAUCUGUAGCGAGUGGAAUUAGCCCUUACGAGCUCACGCCUCCUACAAGCUCGGUAGACGAUGACGUUGUCGACAUUUUGAGAAACAACGACUUAGAAGACAUCCCUCAAAUUUCCGAUAAUUUUAUUGAUAAAAACGAAGUCCAAGAAACCCGCUCACCGGCAUUACUGCAAAGCGUCAGUUUGACUGACUGGCAACUAAACCAAUCAAAGUUCUUGCACAAUGAGAGGCUUUUAGAUCAAAACAACCCCAAACUAUUACCUGGCUUCGAACUAAGAGCCACGGACAAAUUACACCCUCCUCAAGAAUACAGCUUCCCGCUUGCAAAACCCAAAGUCAAUUUCGAAAACCUAUAUCGACAAGACAGUGGUGAUGCCAUGAGCGAACUCGAUGUCUUUUUGAAACAGGAAAGCGUCGAAGAAAGGAACGUGACAGGACAAAUGAUGAGCGAGGUCUUGAGUCAGGAGGAUUCAAUCGCCAACUCCCGAAGGCUUUCAAAAACUUUGGACACCCUUGGAGGACCACACUCCCCUACUAAAUCUAUCACUUCCAUCUUGACGAAUUCAGCAGCUGGAAGCAUCAAAUACACUUCAAAGUUUGGCUCGGUAUUCACGAAUGCUGGUAAUUCGACCAUGCCACACCAAACCGUACAUUCGCGCUCCAACUCUCAACUAACUGCAUUUUUACAUUCAGCUGCCACUCUGAACAACUUGAACUAUUCUACACAGUCGUCUCCCACAAAGAGUAGUCGAUUGCGACGCAUGAGCAAAAAGGUGUCAUUGUCCAACAUAUCUUUCAAGCAUGAGAACGAAGAUAGCUUCAAUGGACAUGCGAGGGACAACAGCAUCGAUUUCAGCUACGUAUACACCCUCCAGAGCAAACACUCGCCAUCGAAGUCUCUCUCUUCUGUAUCUCGGCGCAACAGCGCGAUUCUACAAGGUGAUCGAAGUUUACGUACUGCUAGCGCACUUUUCGAGUGUGGAACACAAAAAGGAAAUGAGCACGCCAACAAGCUUCCGAACCAAACUCUUGAAGUGCCUGACAUCAAUGAUGACGGAUGUGAAGAUCAAGAAAGUGUUUUGAGCUCUUCUUCGAAACGAAGUGGCACCGACUACCCUCAAGCUGUUAUCGGUGAGUACGACCGUGAAAAGUGGACCACUCUUCAAAGCUUAUCGUUGAUCGAUGAGCCAUGA
Messenger RNA from Lachancea meyersii CBS 8951, 2247 nucleotides. The record is from the annotation of a GenBank genome assembly. NCBI's taxonomy places the organism in Eukaryota, Fungi, Ascomycota, Saccharomycetes, Saccharomycetales, Saccharomycetaceae.